This is a messenger RNA of Caretta caretta (loggerhead turtle), 6191 nucleotides long. The record is from RefSeq and is a predicted model, not a curated record. Lineage: Eukaryota; Metazoa; Chordata; Testudines; Cheloniidae.
CCGGAGCCGGCCGGGCGCGGAGCAUGGGGCUGGCGGCUGCCGAGGCGCCGGCGGGCUGGGGAGGGCCCGGCCCGGCGGCGAGAGGGGGCUGCGCCGAGCGCUCCGCGGCCAGGCCCGGCCGGUAGGGCAGCCGCACUCCCGCCCCGGCGGGCCAUGGCCGAGCCCGAGCCCCCCGCGGCGGCCCGGCGGUGGCGAGACGCCGCCCUGCGCGCACGGAAGCUGCGGAGCAACCUGCGGCAGCUGAGCCUGGGCCCCCGCGAGGAGCCGGAGCCCGCCGGGCCGCCCGCGCCGCGCCGCCCGCCGCUGCCCGCCGGGCCGGGCGAGCCGGCGGCGCUGAGCCUGAGCGGGCGCGGCCUGGAGGAGCUGCCCGAGGGGCUGGGCGCCGCGCUGGGCGGCCUGCGCGUCCUCAGCCUGCGCAGGAACCGCCUGUCCCGGCUCCCCGCCGCGCUGCGCCACCUGGGCCGCCUGGCCGAGCUCGACCUCAGCCACAACCGGCUGGGCGGCCUGGGGGACGGCGAGGCGCUGGCGCCGCUGCGGGAGCUGCGCAAGCUGAGCCUGAGCCACAACCAGCUGGGCGCGGACGGCGCGGCGCUGCCCGGGCGGCUGGGCGCGCUGCGGCGGCUGGAGGAGCUGGACCUGAGCUUCAACCGCCUGCGCCGCCUGCCCGAGGCGCUGGGCCGCCUGCCGCGGCUGCGCUCGCUGGACGUGGACCACAACCAGCUGCCCGCCUUCCCGGCGCCGCUGCUGGAGCUGGGCGCGCUGGAGGAGCUGGACUGCUCCGGCAACCGGCAGCUGCGCGUGCUGCCCGAGGGCAUCGCCGCCUUGCGCUGCCUCAAGAUCCUGUGGCUGAGCGGCACGGGGCUGGGCGCGCUGCCCGAGGGGCUGUGCCAGCUGGGCGCCCUGGAGAGCCUCAUGCUGGAUGGGAACCAGCUGCGGGUCCUGCCCCCCGGCUUCGGCCGCCUGCAGCGCCUCAAGAUGCUGAACCUCUCCUCCAACCUGCUGGGUGAGUUCCCCGAGGCCGUGCUCGCCCUGCCCAGCCUGGAGGAGCUCUACCUGAGCCGCAACCAGCUGCCCUUGCUGCCUGCCCGCCUCUGCCAGCUGCACCAGCUCCGCACCCUCUGGUUGGACAACAACCGGAUCCGCUACCUGCCCGACUCCAUUGUGCAGCUCCACAGCCUGGAGGAACUCGUGCUGCAGGGCAACCAGAUCGCCAUCCUGCCCGAGGGCUUUGGGCAGCUCUCCCGGGUCACCCUCUGGAAGAUCAAGGACAACCCGCUCAUUCAGCCCCCUUACGAGGUUUGCAUGAAGGGCAUCCCCUACAUUGCUGCUUACCAGCAGGAGUUGGCCCACUCCCAGCCUGCUCUCAAGCCCCGGCUCAAGCUGGUCCUCAUGGGCCUGAAGGAUGCUGGCAAGACCUUGCUGAGAAGGUGCCUGAUGGAGGAGGAGAGGCAGAGAGACUCUCCCCUGGCUGCAGCUGGCAAAGAUGGUGGGAGAACCCAGCAGCAACAAGACAUCGCUCUGGGCCUGACUCCUGAAGGUGGUGGGAAAAUACAGCUAGGACACAGCCCCAUCACUGAGCCCCGAGAUGCUUCGACUUCAAAAGGCUCCUCGGUAGGACAUACCUCCAUUGAGCAGCAGGACCCAUUGCUGUCCUCGUCCCUUAAAGUUGCUGGGAAAAUCAGGUUAGAGCACCAGGACGUCUGCCUGUCUCCAUCCCCAAAAGUUAAUGGGGAAGCCCAGAUAGGACACUUCCCCGUGCUGCUGGAGCGAGAUGCCCCCCUAACGCCAUUGGUAGCAGGCCUGACCGGCACCAGACAGGGUAUCGAGGUGACGGACUGGACAGCAGAUGCAGAGAGGGGUCUGACUUUCAUUGUGUAUGAGCUGGCGGGUGACCCUAGCUACGACGUGAUCCAAUCCUUCUUCCUUUCGCCGGGAGCCUUGUAUGUGCUGGUGGUGAACCUGAGUGCCUACACCCCACAUUGCUUCUACUCUGCAGUGGGCUACUUCCUGCACUGGCUAGGUGCCAAAGUGCCCCAUGCUGUAGUGUGCAUGGUGGGCACGCAUGCUGACCUGUGUGCUGAGCGGGAACUGGAGGAGAAGUGCCUGGACAUCCACCACCAAAUUGCCCUUCAGGAGAAGCGGGAUGCCGAGGGACUCCAGAGCUUGGCCCAGCAGGUGGACAAUGCCCUGGGACAGGACUUUGACCUGCGUUGCUCCAGCCCCCACACUGCCUUCUAUGGGGUUUCAGACAAGAACCUGCGGCGCAAGAAGGCCCAGUUCCAGUAUCUGCUCAACCACCGGCUGCAGAUCCUCUCGCCGGUGCUGCCCAUUAGCUGCCAGGACCACUACCAGGUGCGCCGCCUGCGGGACAAGCUUCUGUCAGUAGCUGAGCACCGGGACAUCUUCCCAAACCUGCACCGGGUGCUACCCAAGUCCUGGCAGGUGCUGGAAGAGCUGCACUUCCAGCCGCAGGCUCAGCAACUGUGGCUCAGCUGGUGGGAUUCGGCACGGCUGGGCUUGCAGGCGGGCCUGACCGAGGACCGACUCCAGAGCGCCCUGUCCUAUCUGCAUGAAAGUGGCAAGCUCCUGUACUUCGAGGAACAUCUGACUCUGCGGGAGUACGUAUUCCACAAUCUGCCUGGGCUCAUUGACAUCCUCAACGUCUUCUGCCAGCGGGACACCACGGUGCUGCUCCAGAAACUGCUCAGUGACACCCAUAUAGAUGAACUGAGAACCACCCAGCUCCACCACUACGUGGAAGGGUUCCUGCUGCAUGGGCUUCUUCCUGCCCAUGUUAUCCGCCUGCUUCUCAAACCCCAUAUCCAGAGCCGGGAGGACCUGCAGCUUAUCCUGGAGCUGCUGGAGAAAAUGGGGCUCUGCUACUGCAUCAAUAAGCCCAAAUGCAAACCCCUGAAUGGGGCCACUGCCUGGUACAAGUUCCCCUGCUAUGUGAAGAACGAGGUGCCCCAUGCAGAGGCAUGGAUUAAUGGUACCAACCUGAGCGGACAGUCUCUUGUCAUUGAACAGUUGCAGAUUGAAUACACCUUCCCCUUCAUUUUCCCAUCUGGGUUAUUUGCACGCUACAGUGUCCAGAUUAACAGCCAUGUGGUUCAGCGGUCCGAUGGCAAAUACCAGAUUUAUGCCUACAGGGGGAAGGUACCUGUGGUGGUGAGUUACAGGCCUGCUAGGACCACUCAGCAGCCAGACACUCUGUCUAUUGCUAGUCACGCAUCUCUACCAAAUAUAUGGACAGCCUGGCAAGCUAUUACCCCCUUAGUGGAAGAACUGAAUGUACUGCUUCAAGAAUGGCCAGGUCUGUACUACACCGUGCACGUCCUCUGUUCCAAGUGCCUUAAAAGAGGAUCGCCAAACCCAUACGCUUUUCCAGGAGAAUUGCUGAGUCAGCCUAGACCAGAGGGAGUGACGGAGAUCGUCUGCCCCAGGAAUGGCAGCGAGCGAGUCAAUGUUGCACUGGUUUACCCCCCCACCCCGACAGUCAUCAGCCCUUGUUCCAAGUGAGCUCUGAGAGACGCACGGACCCCCAAUUUCAGUACACGCCAAAAACCCUACAUAAGACAAGCCCUUGCUAAGCAUUUUUGAAAACUAGCCACCACAGAGCCCAGGGACUGUUCUAAUUAUUAGUGGGAUGUGGACAUCCCAUUCUCAGAAUAAAGAUGAAUGACAAUGCUAGUGCUAAAGGUUUUAUAUCGGGCGGCGUGUGAAACCGUGGUGUGGCUGAAGGAUCUGUAGGGCUACUGUCUCUCUUGGGUUUGGAGUCCUGCCUUUACAGCAAGACCAGACUUUGGAACUCUGAACUAUUUGAAGUGGGAACACAGCUAAGUGUGUCUAUCCUGAGAUACCCUUGAGAACUGAAGUGUACAGCGCAAUCUGAGGGUCACUGAUGACCAGAUGUGAUGUGAAACAAUAGUCUUGCAGCAAUCAGAUGGCAUCAUUAAUGGCCGGAGAUGAAACACUGGGAUUGAAAUUCUAUUGACCCUUCGAUUACCUGCUGUGCACCCAUUUGGACCUGUUGAUGAAUGUAAAAAUGUUCUGAGUACUGUUUCAUUCAGAUGUAACUGAAGAAAAGUCAGCUGAGACUUGCUGUUGUGGAGCUUCCUGGAGUUGCUCCCAUACAGAGGAAGAAACUAGUGAUUUGUUGCUGUGAUGUUAAGUGAGGAAAAGAAAACCCCGGACUUGAAUCUCUUUCCCAGCUGGAAGACCGUUUCCUAAUAACUCGGCGUGAUCUAUGAACACACUAACAAGAAGAGUUCAGAUGUUUUCAAGGAAUAAAUGCCGUGGCUUGGUAAAGCAGAACUGAGUAAAUGUUUUACACCUGAACCUUAGAAUCAUGAUCAUCCUCCAAGGAAGAGCUGCUUGACAAACGAACUGUGUGAGCGGCUUCUCAGGGAUUCUGUUUGCUGUACACAAAUAGCCAUAAUGUUGGGAUUGAUGGCAGUAUUUAGAGCACUCCAGUUUGUUUCUAUUUCAUGUGGAAGCGGGAUCAUUCACCUGAAGUUCACUGCUGUUCCUUAACUGGUGUGGAACAAUGUGGUUUGUCUUUAUUUUUGUAAUGUGCAAAACCAUUUAAUUUUCUACACAGUUUAAAGCUUCUAGCAUUAGUGACCACUGGGUGCAAUAUUCUGCUUGGUAGCCCUGUCAAAUAGUCCGUGGGUUCUUGGUUUGUUGUCGAUAUGUUCAAGUAUCUAUCACUGUUCUUGUGUCCCUCACACACAAUGUUAGCUCACCAAGUACACUCCAGACUAUCACUGUUGAGCAGCUCACAGUAGCGGCUGCUUCUGGGGACGUUCUCCCCUCUCCGUGGUGAGGAUAUGCUGCCUGAUGUUAAUCAUCCCUGUCUCUCUUCACUUCCAAGAAACCCAAAAGAACCCCCCAGCCUGAGGCAGAACAAGGCAGCCAGAAGAUACUAGUUUGGGAAUACCUUCACUUCCAAGUGCCAUGCUUCAACACAGCACAAUGGCAAGGAGCAGGGGGACUAGGCAUUCAAUGAAAAUAAUCUGUGACUAAUCACAGGCCAAGGAUCAGUGAAAUUGGUGUCGCUGACCUCGUAAUGGAGGAGACGGUGCUAAGGUGGGCAGGGAAACAUACAUUUUCAGCCUGCAUGCACACUCCUCACUGUCAUACUAUGCUUGGGAGUUAAUGAACUGUUGUGGUCAAGCCGACAUUCUCAACCAGAGAGCAGAAUAUUGUGCUCACUAACCGGUUGCCAGUCUUCAGGUUGCUGUCUGAUCUGUGUUCUACAUAAAUAGCACAGUUCAGAAGGGCAAACCAAUAAAUCAUUUACCCUUGGGGCAACAAUGGGAGGCAGACAGCACCAUUAUUCUUUGGGAUGUGACCAGUAGCAUCUUAUAUUGCAUUUAAAAGCAGAAUCCCAGCACUGAAGAGGCAGUUCCAGUUAAAUGAAGCUCAAAUGCAGCAGCUUACUUUGUGUGUUGACAGAAAAUGUGCAUAACUACAUGUGCUGGAUUGAGGGCCUAUCCGUUCACUGAACAAGCACAGCCCGGGCCGUGGGCAUUUGCCAGUCAACGUACAUGCUGAUUUGCUUCAACGUACUGUGGAGCUACCCGCCUUGGGCAGGUCAGUGCUCAGGCUAACUGGCUACUUCACCUCUGUGGAAGCCGGUCCAGCAGGAACUGGAUGGAGGCACCAACUCAUUUCAUAGGCCAGAGAGCAGAAGUCAAAUGUAAGAACAUCUGGUCACUACCAAUCUAUGCUGAAAGGCUUCAGCUAACGUUGCAAGGCUGCAGCUUGGCUUUCAGUGAUACCGUGAUGGGAUGUUGCUGGGAAGACGUCUAUCAGGCCUUUGAAAGAUCAUGGCAGCUCCAAAGAUGUGAUGCGCCAAAAGAAGAGCCUUUCUGCUGCGAUUAUAUCAGACUUCAGCUAACUAGUCUGCUGGCCCCAGCCAGGUGUCAUGCACUGAUAUGGCUUCAGAAGCUAGCUCAGGACUCUGGGGCCCCCACAGCUCCCGCCUUUUUUGCAAGGACAAAUUGAAAAUGUGUGGGGCAAGUCUUGCAGCAAUGGUUCCUAAUAGGAUAAUCUUACCCUUCACUACCCUCCAUUGAGCACUAUUGUGAAUGGACACUGUGGCCCAGAGAGCUUUGUGGCUUAAAUCUUGAAUUCAGUUUUCCCGACUAAACUCUGUUACGCCAUUAAAAAAAAAAGUCUACUUCUGC